Messenger RNA from Miscanthus lutarioriparius, 429 nucleotides. The record is from the annotation of a GenBank genome assembly. Lineage: Eukaryota; Viridiplantae; Streptophyta; Magnoliopsida; Poales; Poaceae.
AUGGCCCUGCCACUCUACGGCUGCAGGCCCUGCGCUGUGCAUGACGCCAUCGUCUUCUGCCUCUGCUGCGUCGCCAGGCUGUGCCUUCACUGCGACGCCGCCGUGCACAGGGCCACCGACGCGCCCGCCGUGCUGCGCUGCGGCGGCACCGUGACGCUCUGCGCCGUGUGCGCCGGCCGCGGCGCUCCCGGCUUCACCCGCACCGGCGUCGCCACGUACACCGGCUGCCCCGGCCCCGCCGAGAUGGCGCACCUCAUCUCCGUGGACCCGCCGCAGCCGCAGCAGGACUUGGAGGCCUGGCUCGCCGACAAGCUGCCGCGUCUCCUGGAGGACGACGAGCAGGAUCAUCAGCUCCCGCCAGAUUGGGAUGUCGCCAUGGAAACCGCCAGGCUCGAGAAGAUGCUGGCAGACAGCUGCUACACAGCCUGA